AUGACAAUGGACGAGAUUCGACCGUACUCGGGAGGCACUUUUCAGAAAAUCGGCUCCGAAGAAUCGCACACCAUUGAGACGUACGAGCGGAAAAUUCACGGAACCGAUACUACAGAGCCCGAGCGCCAGGUCAGCUCCAAGCAGUACACCGAGCGGCGGACGUACGGACGCGAUGAGAAUGGCGAUAUUGUUGUGAAAAUUGAGAAAAAUCCCUCCGAGCCGGUCCGACCCGUCUCGCCGGUAUCUCCAGUUAUGCCCGUGGGGGAAUUGGCUAAUUCUGACCUACUGCGACCCGUCGAACCCCUGAGACCCCUUUCGAUCCCGCGAAUCGAGCUGAAGAAGAACACCCCAUCCCCGAGGAGCCCCAGGAGCCCGCGGAGCUACUAUUAUGGAGACGAGCUUACGGUGGAAGCCCCAGAGCGCCGCUCGAUCUCCCCAAGAUCGAUCAGAUCCGGCCCGAUCUCGCCGAGGAGCAAUGCUAGCAAUGGAAGUGUUGGAAGUAACGGAGUGCCGCUGAAGAAGAUCACCACCAAAAAGAGGCUAGUCUCGAUCUAUGAUGGUCGUCCAGUCAGCCCCUACGUCGAGACCGUCACCUUUGAACCGGCGUACCCGGAUCGGUAUAGCAGUAACUCUCGCCACUCUUCCCGUGCCCAAUCCCGUCAGUCCGGCUCAUCCAACGGCAGCUACGGUGGCCACCGUAUCCUGGGGAGAAGCGACAGCGAAUGCGCCUACCUGAUGCAAAAUCCGCUGUACCGGGAC
Messenger RNA from Mesorhabditis spiculigera, 759 nucleotides. The record is from the annotation of a GenBank genome assembly. Lineage: Eukaryota; Metazoa; Nematoda; Chromadorea; Rhabditida; Rhabditidae.